CCCGUCCCGCGCGUGCCUUUGCUUCCACUUCCAGCGGCAGCAGCAGCUAGCCUUAUCCUCUCCUCGCCUCUGCUGCCCGCGGGGAUGAUGCCGAGGAUGGCGCCGCCGCCGCCGCCGCUCUCCGGCAAGCCGCCGACGCUCCCAUUCUCCCCCAAUAAGCCGCCGCCCAUGCCGGUGUACAAGGACCUGCACUUCAACCGCGACCUCUCCGCCACCAAGAAGCUCCAGGCCGGCGUGGACCUGGUGGCGCGGCUGGUCGGGGUGACGCUGGGACCCAAGGGGAGGAACGUGGUGCUCAGCAACAAGUACGGCCCCCCCAAGAUCGUCAACGACGGGGAGACGGUGCUCAAGGAGAUCGAGCUAGAGGACCCAUUAGAAAAUCUUGGAGUGAAGCUGGUCAGGCAGGCUGGUGCCAGGACGAACGAUAUUGCUGGCGAUGGUUGUACCACUUCCAUAAUCCUGGCUCAAGGCCUGAUUGCUGAAGGAAUGAAGGUGCUUGCUGCUGGAAUUAAUCCUGUCCAGAUUGCGCGGGGCAUCGAGAAGACUGCUUCUGCGUUGGUGUCUGAACUCAGAUUGAUGUCCCGGGAGGUAGAAGACCAUGAAAUUGCACAUGUGGCCGCAGUUAGUGCAGGAGAUGACUAUGCUGUUGGAAAUAUGAUUUCUGAUGCUUUUAAAAGAGUAGGCAGGAAAGGUAUGGUGAGGAUUGAAAAUGGAAGAGGCACGGAAAAUGGCCUAGAGAUCGUGGAAGGAAUGCAAUUUGAUCGCGGUUACCUCUCACCUUAUUUUGUAACUGAUCGUACAAAUAUGUCUGCAGAGUUCACUGAUUGUAAGAUAUUGUUGGUUGACAAGACAAUUACUGAUGCAAGUGAGAUUAUAAGGAUAUUGGAUAGUGCUGUCAAAGAAGAUUAUCCAUUGUUGAUAGUUGCCGAGGAUGUUGAAGAAAAGGCAAUGGCUGAUUUGAUAAAGAACAAGUUAAAAGGGACAAUUAAAGUGGCUGCGAUCAAGGCGCCUUCCUUUGGAGAACAAAAGACUCAAUGCUUGGAUGACAUUGCUAUCAUGACAGGAGGUACAGUAGUGCGUGAAGACAUGGGAUAUACACUGGAAAGGGCUGGGAAAGAGGUUCUAGGUUCUGCUUGCAAGGUUGUAAUCGGGAAAGAUUCAACAUUAAUCGUUACCGAUGGGAGCACCCAACAUGCGAUCGAGAAAAGGGUUGCUCAAAUAAAGGGUCAAAUUGAGAACUCAAAUGAGAGGUACCAGAAGAAGAUAUUGGGUGAGAGGAUAGCAAGGUUAUGUGGUGGAAUUGCAAUUAUUCAGGUCGGUGCUCAAACAGUAAUUGAAAUGAAAGAUAAGAAGCUCAGAAUUGAAGAUGCCCUUAAUGCAACCAGGGCAGCUAUUGAGGAAGGAGUCGUGAUAGGUGGUGGUUGUAGCCUAUUAAGAUUAUCCAUGAAGAUUGACGCAAUUAAGGAAUCAUUGGAUAAUGUGGAGCAGAAGAUUGGUGCAGACAUCUUCAAACAGGCUUUGAGUUAUCCUACUGCAUUGAUUGCAAGCAACGCUGGGGUUAAUGGAAAUUUCGUCAUAGAAAAGUUGUUACUAAAUGACGACAGUAGAUAUGGCUACAAUGCUGCCAAGGACCGCUAUGAGGAUUUGAUGGCCGCUGGAAUAUUAGAUCCAUCCAAGGUUGUGAGAUGUUGCAUAGAGCAUGCUGCUGUAGUUGCCAAGUCCUUUCUGACAUCGGAUGUGGUGGUUGUGGAGGCGAAAGAAAGCAAACCAGUUCGCAUAAGGCCCCCAAUGCCUCCUAGAAAUUUGAUUCCCCCAAUUCCUGCUUCUGUUUCAGGAAUUCGAGUGUAGAAUACAUCCCUUCCCAGCACUGAUACUCAACAAUAACAACAAAAAAAUGGGACAAUUCUUUUGCAAAUCUACUCAGAUAAUAACAAAGUGCAAAAAUACCUGACGAAUAAAUUCACCUCAAACAUUGCUCGUGGAAGCUGUCGCCAGGUUCCAUCAAUGACAGCAGCAACAAGAGGGUGCUCUUAGAAUAGAAAAUGCUGGAAAUUUCAACUGAUAUUCUUGUUUCCGAGACCUUGGGUGUUUUUUUACUGUGUUAAUAGAUCAAGCCAAUUUUAGAUGGCUUAUCAAUAUGUAUAUGUAAGUUAUAUAUCCGGAACUGUUACCUAAUUUGUAAAUAUAGCAAGUAAUUUUGCCAAGUGUAAUUCUUACCCAGGAGGUUUGGGUUGAUAUCUGUUAUACAUCUGUAAUAUUUUUUUUCCUGAAAAAAGGGCUGGUGAGCUCUGUCAUUCAUUUCGAGGAUAGAAGAAA
Oryza brachyantha (malo sina) is the source of this 2316-nucleotide messenger RNA. RefSeq names its product ruBisCO large subunit-binding protein subunit beta, chloroplastic-like. The record is from RefSeq and is a predicted model, not a curated record. The transcript is spliced from 14 exons. Lineage: Eukaryota; Viridiplantae; Streptophyta; Magnoliopsida; Poales; Poaceae. Gene Ontology annotation, molecular function: ATP-dependent protein folding chaperone; ATP binding. Bases 85 to 1848 code for a protein of 587 amino acids. Gene Ontology annotation, cellular component: chloroplast stroma. Gene Ontology annotation, biological process: protein refolding.